AUGGCACUGGAAUCACCGGAGGGAUUGGGAGCGUCUGACACUCCUGUGCGUCGCAGGAAAAGGAUCGACUGGUCCAAUGUCUCUGGUGAGAAGCUGAAAAGGCCCCGCACAAUUCUGGAUGAGACAGAUGAACUCGGGAAAUCUGUCGACAAGGAUGUGAGCAUUUUGAUUGAGAACAAACCUCUGGAGAAGCCUAAGAAGGAGGUGCAAGCACAAACAGCUUGCGCAGCUGUGGAGAAGGAUGCCAAAGAUCUCAAAGCCCCAGAGCCCAAGGUGGAACCCAGCAAGGACGCCGGACUUCCAAGUCUGAAUGAUCUCCCCUCCAAGAGCCAGGAUGCUUUGCGUCCCCUGCUGCAACGAUAUGGUGAGGCAAGGCACAAGGAGGUGUUUGCUUUGCACACCUUUCUGGGAGAUGGACAAGCCAGGUCAUCAUGUUUGCGGCGACGAUGCGGGUGUGCAUUGCACGUAUGGGGCCCUGCAGGAGUUGGAAAAACUGAAGUUGUGACAGGCUACUUGAAAGAGCUGGGCCACAAGUACAUUUUUCUGAAUUGCUAUUGUAUUCUUUCUCAGGCAGACUUGCACAGGAAACUUGUGAUGGGUACGAUGCGGCUAGCAGAGGAAGCACAGCGCGCAGCUGACUCCAAGCUAGAGCGUUUCGAAUCAAAACUUCCUCAGCAGCUUCGAGCGAUAGAUCGCUUGGAGGCUGCCUUGAAGGCUCCCAUAGCUGAGCUGCGCCGUUUGGAGUGCAGCCAGGUGCUCCUUGUACUGGAUCACGUCGAGGAGCUCAUUGGCAGGAUAGGGCUGCCAGCCUUUGAGCUUGUCUUGGCACUGCCAGAGGUCUUGAGCUAUGGUGACAUGCUGGUGCCCAUCACCAUUUCUCGAGUCCCAUUGAAGAGCUUGGGGCUUCGCUCAACGCGAGAGCCUCCGCAUGUGGGGUUUGAACCGUACUCAGAUUCUAACACCCUGCAACUGCUUCUGCGACAUUUUACGAAGAAGGGUGGUAGGGAUAUUGAGACCCUGAAUUUUGUGAUCUAUGGCUUGCAGAAGAUGGCUGUCCCAUUCGUGGGCUGGAACCUGGGGUUGCUUAUUGAGGUGGUGGAGAUGGUCCUGGAUGCCAUGCCAGCAGGAGCAAAGCACGACGCAGCUGUUCUCCAACCUUUGAUUGAGGAGGCUUGCCGCCGCCGCGUGGGGUUUGUUCACAAGCCAAUGAAGGAUCCGGAGGCAAAGCUCAUUAAGGUGUCGCAAACAAUGUCAAAGGCAGAAAUGCGUUUGGUUCUUGCCGCCUACCUUGCAUCGCGAGUUUGCAAGCAGGACGACAGGCAGCUCUUCUUGGGCCGCUCAACACGUCGCAAGCGCGCUGUGAUGGUCAGGCAAAAAGACAAUGCUCUCCCGGCUCACGUGAAACAGCCGAACGUGGUCACGAUUCCGCGCCUUUUGGCCACCUACCACCACCUGGCCCGGCAGCCCCGACUCAUGGGGAGCAAUAUCUUCCAGGCCCUCACAAAGCUAAAAGAAGCUGGACUCGUCCGGUUUGUGGGCGAGAAGAACUUUAAAAUGGACAAGGACCUCAAGGUUGUUUGUCGAGCAGAACUGCCGCUAGCACAAGCAUGUGCUGCGACUCUGAAUGUCGACUUGACGGAGUAUCUUUGUAAAUGA
Cladocopium goreaui is the source of this 1656-nucleotide messenger RNA. The record is from the annotation of a GenBank genome assembly. Lineage: Eukaryota; Dinophyceae; Suessiales; Symbiodiniaceae.